Molecule: messenger RNA, 1093 nt
Organism: Sarcophilus harrisii (Tasmanian devil)
Lineage: Eukaryota; Metazoa; Chordata; Mammalia; Dasyuromorphia; Dasyuridae
Gene: C3H2orf76
Product: chromosome 3 C2orf76 homolog
Exons: 7
Coding region: 295-753 (152 amino acids)
Source: RefSeq, a predicted model, not a curated record
GUUGGAGGCUUGGGCUACUUCCUGGGGCUCGAGAGAGGCCCGGGCCCACCCCAGACAAGACAUACUUGAAUGAGGUCCCUCUUAGUGUAAUGCCGGAGAAACUGAGGCUGGAUAGAGAUUAGAGAGUAUUUUAUAAUUUAUUUAAAGGGAAAGAUUUACUGGGACCAAAUGGAUCCAUGAUUUGGUUCCGGGUCUGAAUGAGAUUAUCCUUUCCGAGAAUCCCGCAGUGAGAGCUCUCAAUGACCUCUAUACACGUGGCUCGGAUACAGGGGCUGGCCCUGGAAAUUUUCUCACAUGUCUUCUGAGAAAGCAACGAUUACAGUUCGUCUCAUUCGUUCCUUUGAGCAUCGCAAUUUCAAGCCUCUUGUUUACCAUGAAGUUAAUUUGGACCAGACUGUAAAAGAAUUUAUUGUGUUCCUAAAAAAAGAAGAGACACAGUGUUAUAGAAGGGAGACCUCAUGUCCUUCCUAUCAGAGGCCAACAUGUAGCCCAGAUGUUCCUUUAAGGACAGGCCUCCCACCCCCAUUCAAGCAUUAUAAAUAUGAUAAAAUGAAGAUUAUUCAUCAGGCACACAAAUCAAAGACUAAUGAACUUGUGUUGAGUUUAGAAGAUGAUGAUAGACUCUUGUUAAGAGAAGACUGUACUAUGAAAGCAGCUGGAGUUGGUAAGAGUGCAUCCAAUGAAACUGAAAUUGCAUUCUUCUGUGAAGAAGAUUAUAAGAACUACAAAGCUAAUCCUGUUUCAUCCUGGUGAAGAUGUCUGGGAACUUGUUUUUUGCAUACCUAUUAUAACCUCUUUAUUUUGCUUAGUGAAGUGUUGUGGGUGGGUUUUUUUUUUGUUUGUUUGUUUGUUUUUUUUUAACUGAUAAAUAAAUCCUAAAAGAUUAAUCCAUGCUGAAUUACAAUUUCUUUUCAUAGUUUGCCAUUUGUAUCCAAACUCUGUAGUGAUAUCUGCCUUUACAUGUCCCUUCCUUCUUCCCUCUUGUGUUUUGUCAUCUAGGCACUGCAAAUUAAUGUCACAUUUCUUUUUAUGAUAAAAAAAAUUGAGAGUUUAAAAAAUAAUAGAAACCAAAAGGCAAGUGUAAUAUACUAAU